Molecule: messenger RNA, 3784 nt
Organism: Calidris pugnax (ruff)
Lineage: Eukaryota; Metazoa; Chordata; Aves; Charadriiformes; Scolopacidae
Gene: VPS50
Product: VPS50 EARP/GARPII complex subunit
Exons: 27
Coding region: 348-3155 (935 amino acids)
Biological process (GO): retrograde transport, endosome to Golgi; endocytic recycling
Cellular component (GO): EARP complex
Molecular function (GO): SNARE binding
Source: RefSeq, a predicted model, not a curated record
CCUGUGGAGUCUCUGAUAAAGAAUUUUUAUUUCUUUGGUGGGAAGACCCUCCAGGAGAGGGCUGGUAUUAACUGAAAUGCCCAGUGCAGGAGGGGAAGAGGAGCUUCAGGCUCAGUCCUCGGCUCGUGGUAACCGGUGGGAACAACUGGGCUGUUGAGAAGAACUUCCAGAGGAGAUGGCGACUGCACGGAAGGGGACACUCACCUCUUCAAUAUUGGCUUUCAGAAAGCUGACAGCACAUCUCUGCCGAGACCACCCUGCUAGUUGAGAAAAAUCUGAGAUCUCUUAAUUUUGUGCAAAGACGGAAGAUAUGUUGUGGUUUUGCCUGUAAAAAAAUCAAGUAUUUAAUGGAGGACCUCAGAGAACUACGUGAAGAACCAACUGAUCCUCAAGCUCAGCAAGAAAUAAUUAAUAGCAUUGAAGAAGUUUAUUUUUCCAAUGAUUCCUUUGACAUUGUGAAGUAUGAGUUAGAGAGGCUUCCUCCAGUACUUAGUCUUCAGGAAUUGGAAGAAUACAGAGACAAAUUAAAACAACAGCAAGCUGCUGUAUCUAAGAAAGUUGCAGACUUGAUUCUCGAAAAACAGCCUGCAUAUGUUCAGGAACUGGAACGUGUCACCUCCUUGCAGAGUGGCCUGCAGCUGGCAGCUGUCAUUUGCACAAAUGGAAGAAGACACCUGAAUAUAGCAAAGGAAGGCUUUACACAAACCAGCCUGGGGCUUCUUGCAAACCAAAGGAAACGACAGUUGCUCAUUGGGCUGCUGAAGUCCCUGAGAACAAUAAAAACACUGCAAAGAACUGAUGUGCGUUUGAGUGAGAUGUUGGAGGAAGAGGACUACCCAGGUGCUAUUCAGCUGUGUCUGGAGUGCCAACAAGCUGCCAGCACUUUCAAACACUACAGCUGUAUAAGUGAGUUGAAUUCAAAGCUGCAAGAUACCUUGGAACAAAUAGAGGAACAACUAGAUGUAGCCCUCUCCAAAAUCUGUAAGAACUUUGAUAUCAGUCAUUACACGAAGGUUCAGCAGGCCUACAGGCUGCUUGGGAAAACCCAGACAGCAAUGGACCAGUUACAUAUGCACUUCACCCAGGCCAUCCACAACACCGUGUUCCAGGUAGUCCUUGGCUACGUGGAGCUGUGUGCGGGGAACACCGACACCAAGUUUCAGAAGUUACAGUACAAAGACCUCUGCACACACAUCACGUCAGACAGCUACAUCCCCUGCCUCGCCGACCUCUGCAAAGCGCUGUGGGAGGUGAUGCUCAGCUACUACCGCACCAUGCAGUGGCACGGGAGUCACGAGCAGGAGGAGGAGGAGGCAGCCGGGUCCUCUGUUUCAGAUGGCAGCAAUGUCAUGGGAACUGAAGAGAACACUUUUGACCGCAGCUAUGUCAAAAAGAAAUUGGAGCAUGGGCUUUCACGGAUAUGGCAGGAUGUUCAACUGAAAGUGAAAACAUAUCUCCUGGGAACAGAUCUGUCUAACUUCAAGUAUGACGACUUCAUAUUUGUGCUGGACGUUAUCAGCAGGCUAAUGCAAGUUGGAGAAGAAUUUUGUGGCAGUAAGUCUGAAGUUUUGCAAGAAUCUAUCAGAAAACAAAGUGUUAACUAUUUCAAGACAUACCACAGAACCCGACUUGAAGAAUUAAGAAUGUUUUUGGAGAAUGAGACCUGGGAACUUUGUCCUGUUAAAUCAAGCUUUAGUAUUCUGCAGCUUCAUGAGUUCAAGUUCCUGGAGCAGUCGCGGUCCCCGUCGGUGUCUCCCAGUAAGCAGGCUGCCUCCGCCAUCCCCCCGGCCGUGACGCUGUUCCAGCAGUACUGCAGCGGAGGAAACCCCUUCGAAAUUCAGGCCGACAGCAAAGACGAUGAGACCGAGGACGUGCUGGCUUCCAACGGGUAUGAAUCGGAUGAACAAGAAAAAAGUGCAUAUCAAGAGUAUGACAGCGACAGCGAUGUUCCUGAAGAGUUGAAAAGAGAUUACGUGGAUGAGCAGACAGGAGAUGUCCCUGUGAAAAGUGUUUCUCGUGAAACUCUGAGGAGCAGAAAGAGAUCAGACUAUAACCUCAAUAAAGUGAAUGCACCCAUCCUAACAAACACCACGCUGAAUGUAAUUCGGCUUGUUGGGAAAUACAUGCAGAUGAUGAACAUUCUGAAACCAAUUGCAUUUGACGUGAUCCACUUCAUGUCCCAGCUCUUCGAUUACUACCUGUACGCAGUCUAUACAUUCUUUGGCCGAAAUGACACGUUUGAGUCAACAGGCCUGGGCCUCAGCAGCAGCAGGUUACGCACCACGCUCAACAGGAUCCAGGAGAGUCUCAUCGAUCUGGAGGUCUCUGCUGAUGCCACAGGAACUCUCACAGCUGCUGAAGAGAGAAAGGAGAAGGUGCCAAGUCCACAUCUCAGCCAUCUCGUGGUUUUGACGUCUGGCAAUUCGCUCUACGGUUUGGCAGAGAGAGUGGUGGCCACAGAAUCCUUGGUAUUUCUGGCGGAGCAGUUUGAGUUUCUUCAGCCUCAUCUCGACGCGGUGAUGCCAGCUGCCAAGAAGCCUUUUCUUCAGCAGUUCUAUUCUCAGACCGUGUCCACUGCCAGUGAACUGCGUAAACCAGUGUAUUGGAUUGUUGCUGCUAAAGCCAUCGAUUAUGAACAAACGCUGCUUCUCAUGGCUAAUGUGAAGUGGGAUGUGAAGGAAAUCAUGUCACAGCACAAUAUAUAUGUUGAUGCUCUUUUAAAGGAAUUUGAAGAAUUUAACAGGAGGUUGAACGAGGUGUCCAAGAGGGUCCGUGUCCCGCUGCCCGUCUCCAACAUCCUGUGGGAGCACUGCAUCCGCUUGGCCAACAGAACUCUCGUGGAAGGUUAUGCCAAUGUAAAGAAGUGCAGCAAUGAAGGACGUGCCUUGAUGCAACUGGACUUUCAGCAGUUCUUAAUGAAGCUAGAAAAGUUAACAGACAUUAGGCCUAUUCCAGAUAAAGAAUUUGUGGAAACCUACAUUAAAGCCUACUACCUAACAGAAAAUGACAUGGAGCGCUGGAUAAAGGAGCACAGGGAGUACUCCACCAAGCAGCUGACCAACCUGGUGAACGUGUGCCUGGGUUCCCACAUCAACAAAAAGGCGAGGCAGAAGCUGCUGGCGGCCAUCGACGACAUGGACAGGCCCAAGAGAUAACAGGGGACGCUGCUUUCCUCCUCCCUUGGACCUCCUCCUCUCCAUGGGCCACCUCCCUCAUGGGCUGGCGACAGCCUCCUCUUAAAACCGUUGUGCAUGUCCUUUCUUACCAGCGUUGGGUGCGCUCUCAAGUGACAUAACGCUCUAAAAUACCACUUUUCUAAUCUGUAGAAUUCUUUUCUGUUGUACGGCUUCGGUUUUGUUCUGUUUUGUUUUUUGCCCAUAGUAAAGGGCCACACUUUAUGUAUCAUUGGUGAGCUGUAUAUUUUGCAGAACUGUGUACUGUAAGUAAAAUCAAAAUCAGAGAGAAACACGUUGGCUUAAUAUAUAGUUGAUGCUCUUUUUUAAUAAAAGGGCUACUUGAAAAUAUGAUUUCUUUCCUCCCUGCUUUCUCCCUCAGAAAUUGUGCUUUAUUAUGGACCAAUGUAAAAUGAAAGGAAAUGUACAAUAUUUGAUCGCUGUACCUUGCAUGUGGAUUAAGAGCACAGAUCAUCUAAAUACUCUCAUAUUAAAGCCUGUCAUCUUCAUGUGUAUUUAAAAAUGUCUGUUUAUUUUGGAAUUAAUUUAGUCAUAUCAAAAUUAUUGACUUCAGAUUAGUAAAAGGUAAUAAAUACUCUACACUAACACGA